Molecule: messenger RNA, 1982 nt
Organism: Neurospora hispaniola
Lineage: Eukaryota; Fungi; Ascomycota; Sordariomycetes; Sordariales; Sordariaceae
Product: enhancer of polycomb-like-domain-containing protein
Exons: 3
Coding region: 134-1903 (589 amino acids)
Biological process (GO): regulation of transcription by RNA polymerase II
Cellular component (GO): piccolo histone acetyltransferase complex; NuA4 histone acetyltransferase complex
Source: RefSeq, a predicted model, not a curated record
AAUAUCACCCACGACGCGAGUUUUCCAUCAAAAAACUCGACGGUUCGAUUUCGCAUGCAAUCCCGCAUGAGAUAAAAAAAAUUUCGUCGGGGUUUCCCCAGGCCUGUCUGCCGCAAUUGCCCAUACCUUCACCAUGGCGACCCGCAAGGUUCGGUACAAGAAACUGAGUGUCAAAACACAACUUGCGGUGCUCAGGGAGGAUCAAAUUGAAGCCUCCGAGUAUGAAUCACUCACUUCCGAAAACCAAAUAGCCACCGGUGUCGAACAGGCCGAGGAAAAUGAAUACCAUCUUCAGGCUGUGCUCAAGGGGGCAGGAGUCGCCGCCGACCAGGAGAUUCCUGUCCCCCCUCCACAGCAGAGUGAACUAGAUUACGACCAGUUCUACCCUCAAAAGGUGGCCAAGACAUCCACGUAUAUCCGGUUUUCCCAAACGGUAGAAGAAUGCAUCAGUUGCAUGUAUGACAUGACCGAGGACGAUGAGACGUUCCUCAAGUCCUACAACCUGAAACUGACCCCGUCCGCUCGUCUCUCCGAAGAUGAUUUCGAGAGAAUCAUGGACGUGUAUGAGGACAUGGCGGCGAACAUAACGCCGUUCUCGGCCAUAGACCAGACAGUGCCGUCUUAUCAGGAGAUGUUGCGAGGACUGGAGCCAUUAGACAGCACAAAAGUCAUGGUUCAUGCCAAGCAAAUAUAUGAGUACUGGAAGUCGCGCCGCGAAAUCAGCAAAAACCGACCGCUCAACCCUACACUGAAAUUCGAGACACAUGCGGAAAGCGACGAGCUUGAUCCCUACGUCUGCUUUCGCCGAAGAGAGAUUCGUCAAACUCGCAAAACGAGGGCAAGAGAUGUCCAGAGUGCGGACAAACUCAAGCGGCUGCGGAAGGAGCUGGAGGAAGGUCGUCAACUCAUCCUGGCAGCCCACAACCGGGAAUUGCUCAAGGCAGAUAUGCUCAAGGUAGAGCGAGCCAUCUUCGAUCAACGAGCCAUCAUCAAGGAGCAAAAACUCCGACUAGGCAUCAGGACGGGCGACGAGGAUCUAGUAAACCAAAAGCCGCAAAAGAGGAAGGCUCCGGAGGCACCCUCAGCUCAAAGACCCCCUCCACCUCCCCAGAUCCGUAUGCCUGUGCGCCCCGAUGGCCGUCCCGCAGAGUCAGAUCUUGUCCAACUCUCAGAUCGCCUUGCCGAGAAGAAUGCGGAGCUCAUCAUCGAGAUCGAGAAGAAGAUUCAGAACCACAUCGACUGGAACAAGAACUAUGUCGAUCUCACUGGCAAGCCGCUGUCUCCCGUUCAGGGCCCAAGACAAGAUUUGGGCUUCAGACCUGCCAAGACGCAGUAUCUCAUGACGCCACCAGCGUCUGCAUCCUCAGGAUCCAUGGAUGAGCCCACCCCGAUGGAUCUUGAUAAGCCCAAACCCAACCCACCACCACCAGUAAAAUUCAGGGGCGUUGCCCAGGACGAACAGUCAUUGGCGCAUCCACCCUCAUAUCGUCGUCGUAUCGGCCGGUUGAACAGGUUGUGGAUCGACCGUCGUGGUUUACCUAGUCCAGCCCGAGACCUCAGUGAAGAACAGUCCGAUCGCUGGAAGUAUGAUCAGUCCUCGGAUGACGAGGACGACGCGCCGGUGUAUAUGCUGGACCCCUUUGAUACAAAGGCAUUGAGGUACCGUGCUUCAAUACCACUCCAGACGGUCACAAGACCACCCCCACCGGUUAUCAACCGGCAGUUCAUCCCUCCGGGCGCCGUCCCACAACAACUUGCCCAAUCUUCUUUUGCUCCGGGACAACCACAACCGCAAUCACAACCUCAACCAAAUCAAUCACAAUCUCUCCCUCUACCUCAACCACAACAACCAGUAGCACAGCCACAGCCGCAACCGCAGCCCCAGGCUCAACCGGUGUCAUAAAAUUGGCGUUUGUAGGAGUGUUGUGUUGUCAUCUCUUUUAGAUAUCGUUUGGCUUUUUUCGCGGGCUGGUGGUCGAGCA